AUGGUGUCCCUCAAGGUCCAGAAGUCGGCCGCCUGCGCGUGGUUCGCGAUGGCCCUCCUCACAGUGGCGGCGAGCGCUACCCACGCUCGGCACCACUUCCACCGCCAGAAGAAGCUGGUGGAGCACAACGCUCGGCAGGUGAUGCGGCUGAAGGAGCGCGGGCCGCAGCCGCGCGUGGUGGGCGUGGCGCCGGCGCUGCACCUCAAGUCGUCGGAGAUGGUGGAGCCCUGGCUGACGGUGCUGCACCGCUGCGACGAGGUGGCCUGCUGCGCCUUCAGCCAGAUGCCCGGCCAACGCUGCCUGCCCAAGCAGGAGCGCGUCACGCUGUAUUUCCGCGCAAUCGACAUAACCUCCAAGACGUGGCGCAUCAUCCAACAUGAGUUCUUCAACCACACCGAGUGCGCCUGCCGUGCCGUCGACCACGGGCCGUAG
Gryllus bimaculatus (two-spotted cricket) is the source of this 432-nucleotide messenger RNA. Lineage: Eukaryota; Metazoa; Arthropoda; Insecta; Orthoptera; Gryllidae. The record is from the annotation of a GenBank genome assembly.